Messenger RNA from Prorocentrum cordatum, 462 nucleotides. Lineage: Eukaryota; Dinophyceae; Prorocentrales; Prorocentraceae. The record is from the annotation of a GenBank genome assembly.
AUGCAGAUCUUCGUGAAGACGCUGACGGGCAAGACCAUCACGCUGGAUGUGGAGGCGUCUGAUACAAUCGACAACGUGAAGGCGAAGAUCCAGGACAAGGAGGGCAUCCCUCCGGACCAGCAGCGCCUGAUCUUCGCCGGCAAGCAGCUGGAGGACGGGCGCACGUUGUCGGACUAUAACAUCCAGAAGGAGUCCACGCUUCACCUCGUGCUGCGCCUGCGCGGAGGCAUGCAGAUCUUCGUGAAGACGCUGACGGGCAAGACCAUCACGCUGGAUGUGGAGGCGUCUGAUACAAUCGACAACGUGAAGGCGAAGAUCCAGGACAAGGAGGGCAUCCCUCCGGACCAGCAGCGCCUGAUCUUCGCCGGCAAGCAGCUGGAGGACGGGCGCACGUUGUCGGACUAUAACAUCCAGAAGGAGUCCACGCUUCACCUCGUGCUGCGCCUGCGCGGAGGCAUGUGA